Molecule: messenger RNA, 2652 nt
Organism: Zea mays
Lineage: Eukaryota; Viridiplantae; Streptophyta; Magnoliopsida; Poales; Poaceae
Product: calcium-dependent protein kinase 5
Exons: 7
Coding region: 343-2031 (562 amino acids)
Biological process (GO): protein phosphorylation
Molecular function (GO): calcium ion binding; protein kinase activity; ATP binding
Source: RefSeq, a predicted model, not a curated record
GCAGCGGCACACACAGCGCGACUGCAGCAAAGCAGCCUUCGCUUCGCUUUCCUCGCAGCGUGACCGACUGACCGCGAAGCCGCCGUGAACCCUCCUCAUCCCCGUCCCCCCUGCUCCGGCUUCGCCGGGCUCCUCUCUCCCACUUGCGCCAACAUUCAAGCCCCGACCCCAAUUCACAUCCGAGGCGCUCGCCCCUUUCCAUCUCCAUCGCCCACGCCCACGCCCGCGCGUCUCGUGUCCACGCCUCGCCGCGACUUCUCCCCCCUAAACCCCGCGAGAGGCCGAGGUACAUGAGAGAGUGAUCGGCCUCGCCUUCGCGCCCACGCUCGCGCCGAGAGUGUGAUGGGCAACACGUGCGGCGUCACGCUUAGAUCCAAGUACUUCGCCAGCUUCCGCGGCAGCGCGUCGCAGCGCCGUGACGCGCCGGGGUACUCACCUGUCGCCACCUCCGCGGCCGCCGAUGAACCCUCGCCGCAUGGGAACGGGAAGCGAGCCACGCGUCCGUCCCAGGCUGCAGCGGCGGCGGACGGGUCAGCCCCGCCCCCCGCCCCAGGCAUGCGGCGCGGGGUGCCGGCCCCCGCGGAGCUCACGGCCAACGUGCUGGGCCACCCGACCCCGAGCCUCCGCGACCACUACGCGCUCGGCCGCAAGCUGGGGCAGGGGCAGUUCGGCACCACCUACCUCUGCACGGACCUCGCCACGGGCGUGGACUACGCCUGCAAGAGUAUAGCCAAGCGGAAGCUCAUCACCAAGGAGGAUGUCGAGGACGUGCGCCGCGAGAUCCAGAUUAUGCACCACCUGGCUGGCCACCGGAACGUCGUCGCCAUCAAGGGCGCGUACGAGGACCAGCUGUACGUCCACAUCGUUAUGGAGUUCUGCGCGGGCGGGGAGCUCUUCGACCGUAUCAUACAGCGGGGGCAUUACAGCGAGCGCAAGGCCGCGGAGCUCACGCGCAUUAUCGUUGGGGUCGUCGAGGCUUGCCACUCGCUCGGGGUAAUGCACAGGGAUCUCAAGCCAGAGAACUUCCUGCUCUCGAACAAGGAUGACGAUAUGUCGCUCAAGGCCAUCGACUUCGGCCUCUCCGUGUUCUUCAAGCCUGGUCAAAUUUUUACCGAUGUUGUGGGAAGCCCUUACUAUGUAGCUCCAGAAGUGCUGCGCAAACGAUAUGGACCAGAAGCUGAUGUGUGGACAGCUGGAGUUAUUCUUUACAUACUUCUAUGUGGUGUACCGCCAUUUUGGGCAGAGACACAGCAAGGAAUUUUCGAUGCUGUUCUGAAAGGUGUAAUUGAUUUUGAUUUGGAUCCCUGGCCUGUGAUCUCUGAGAGUGCGAAGGAUCUUAUAAGGAGAAUGCUGAAUCCUAUCCCAUCAGAGCGCCUAACAGCACAUGAAGUUCUAUGUCAUCCAUGGAUUUGUGACCAUGGAGUUGCUCCUGAUCGUCCUCUUGAUCCAGCUGUCCUGUCACGCAUCAAGCAGUUCUCAGCGAUGAACAAGUUAAAGAAGAUGGCUUUGCAGGUAAUUGCUGAGAGCCUUUCGGAGGAGGAGAUUGCAGGGCUGAAGGAAAUGUUCAUGGCAAUGGAUACAGAUAAUAGCGGUGCAAUUACAUAUGAUGAACUGAAGGAAGGAUUGAGAAAGUAUGGCUCCACAUUAAAGGAUACUGAAAUUCGUGAUCUCAUGGAGGCGGCGGAUAUAGACAACAGUGGGACCAUUGAUUAUAUAGAAUUCAUUGCUGCUACAUUGCACCUCAAUAAACUGGAACGUGAGGAACAUCUAGUUGCAGCAUUUUCGUAUUUUGACAAAGAUGGCAGUGGUUACAUUACUGUGGAUGAGCUUCAACAAGCGUGCAAAGAGCAUAACAUGCCAGCUGCUUUUCUUGAUGAUGUGAUUAAAGAAGCUGACCAGGAUAAUGAUGGGCGCAUUGAUUACGGGGAAUUUGUUGCCAUGAUGACAAAGGGCAAUAUGGGAGUUGGGAGGAGAACGAUGAGAAACAGCUUGAACAUAAGCAUGAGGGAUACGCCUGCUGGUGCCCUCUGAAGUCUGAGCAUCCAAGAAAUUUGUUGCAGUAUGAGAGAACGCCUGGUACGGGCUGCGGAAAGCUUCUUCUAAUCCUUUCCUACACGAAUUCUGCCUACAUUUUUUGGUUGCUAUAUCUGUUGAAGCAUUGUAGGGUUGUUUCAGGAAUUCCGGGUAGGGUAACUCAACUCCUGCUCUUUCCUCGAUGAGAAGUGUGAAUUGUUAUGCGUUAGUUGGAUUGCAAAUGUUCGUAGACGUCGGGCGUGUUUGAUUUUCUUGUGCCCUUGCCUCACCUAACCUAGCUGGGCAAGGGUACCCUCGCCAGCCGAGGCAAGCUGAAGCGGCUCACCUGAUACCUGGCCAAGCAUGGAAAAAUCUUUACGGCACGGGAAACGAGGCAGAUGGUAAAGAAUCCAAUCCAAACACAAACAGGCUGGAUUUUGUCCAGACAGGCGAGGCAAGCGCUUGGCGUCUUGGCGAGGAAACCAAACGUUCCUGUUGCCCUCACUAAUUGCAAGUUUUCAUAUGCAGCUGGGCCAUCACGCCAAAAAAAAAAACUUCUCUACGUGUAAACGUGUAUAUUCGACAUCCUGAUAUAAAUAGGAAUUUCAAGCUGGCUCAAGCAUAUGUCAUACUUAAUCA